GUUUCAUACCUAAACUGUCAAAAUUCGUGCACCAAUGUAGGUACACGACAACGUGUUUAAAUCACCCCCUGUACCUACCUACAUGGAUACCUACCUAGGUAUCUACUUUGUUUCAUUUCAUUGUUAUUGUAGGAUUUAUUUCCUUCAAAACGAAUCCUAACCUAUCACAUCAAUCAAACAAAUAAAAUUAAUGCAAGAUUGUAUUGUAAUAUAUACUUUUUGCACUGAACUUUCAAAGUUGUAAGAAUGAUUCCAAGAAUAAUUCACAAUUAUAUUCGUUUCCCAACCGGUUCAUUUCGAAGUUACUCAAACGAAGUUAAUCCGUUUACGAGAACAUGGAGAAUAAUAUCUAGUGAUAUACCGGAUUUUUUUGGAUUGAGAAAAAAACCUACAAUCUACCCAACCCAUGCAGACAUAGUGAUAAUUGGUGGUGGGUUUAUAGGCUCUGCCACUGCCCAUGCCCUGAAAGCUAGGACUGGCGUGGGUUUAUCUGUAGUCGUCUUAGAAAAAGAUUUAACAUAUAAAGAAGCAAUAAAUAAUAUUUCCCACGGGACACUCAUUCGGAAUUGUUCAUUGCCAGAAAACAUUGAACUAUCUGCUUAUGGUGCAGAAUUUUUGAGGAACUCAAGAACAAAUCUGGGGGCAGAUGUAGAUAUUCAAUACACACCUAGUGGUUUUUUACUGUUAGCCAGUGAAAGAUUUGCAGAGAAACUAGAACAAAAUGCUUCACAACAGAGAGAAAUGGGAUUGAAAAAUGAAAUCAUAUCUGUUAAUGAAAUUCAAGAACGAUUUCCAUGGAUAAAUACUGCUGAUAUUAAACUUGGUAGCAUAUGCCUUGAAAAUGAAGGGGUUUUCAAUUCAUGGUCAUUUUUAAAAGGUCUUGUUAAAAAGUCACAAGAACUUGGAGCUAUAUAUGUAGAUGCAGAAGUAACAGGUUUUGAAAUUGAACAACAACGUGAUGUAUUGAUGGAAGGGAUUGCACCUGGCUCAUUUGAAAAAAUAAAUAGAGUAUUAUAUAAAACACCAGAUAAUGAAGAGCAUGCUAUCAAAUUUGCUGCUUGUAUCUUAGCUGCAGGCAGUCAAUCGGGAGAAAUUGCAAAACUGGCUAAAAUUGGAGUAAAUGAUGGUCUCUUGGCAUUACCACUACCAAUAGAAGAGAGAAAAUAUGGCAUUUAUUCAAUUCAAGAUGAAGAGGGAAAGGCAGCUUUAAACACUCCACUAAUAAUGGAUACAAGUGGAGUAUGGUUGAGAAGGAAUGGUUUAGAGAAUAAUUUAUUAUGUGGGCAUGUUCCUUUUGGCAAUGAGAACUCAAGAAAAAUAUCAGAGGAAGAAUUUUAUAAUACAAUCAUAGAACCUUCUUUGAAUAACAGAUUCCCUAUGACAAAAGAAAAAAAGGCAAAACUGUUAACAACUGAAAUACAAGAUUACAACACUUAUGACGAGACUGGUAUUUUAGGACCUCAUCCUUAUCACAAUAAUUUAUAUAUAGCUGCUGGAUUCGGCAAAUACGGUUGUCAACAUGCUCCAGGUAUAGGCAGAGCAAUCACUGAAUUAAUAAUCGACAGUCACUAUACAACAAUAGACUUAACAAGAUUAGGGUUUGAUAGAAUAUUAAUAGGGGAACCACUGAUUGAAUUUGAUGUAUAUUAAUUGAAACUGUUAUGUACUCUAACGAUAAUUGUAUUGUGACAACACAUAGAUUUUAAUAUAAUAAAGAGAAAGGGUGUUCUAACAAUAAACAAUAAUGAACAGCAGUGAAUAGAGAAGAGUAUAUUUUAGUUGCUAAUGUCGUAUCAUAAUGUAGUCAUACCAUACAAAAAAUUAAAGUAAAAGCCAAAUAUAUAUAUAUUACUUUUAUUGAUAUAAACAAAA
Molecule: messenger RNA, 1872 nt
Organism: Plodia interpunctella (Indianmeal moth)
Lineage: Eukaryota; Metazoa; Arthropoda; Insecta; Lepidoptera; Pyralidae
Gene: l(2)37Bb
Product: FAD-dependent oxidoreductase domain-containing protein 1-like
Exons: 6
Coding region: 247-1650 (467 amino acids)
Biological process (GO): mitochondrial respiratory chain complex I assembly
Cellular component (GO): cytoplasm
Molecular function (GO): oxidoreductase activity
Source: RefSeq, a predicted model, not a curated record